Drosophila kikkawai is the source of this 592-nucleotide messenger RNA. RefSeq lists its product as uncharacterized. The record is from RefSeq and is a predicted model, not a curated record. Lineage: Eukaryota; Metazoa; Arthropoda; Insecta; Diptera; Drosophilidae.
UCGUGUCACGCACGAAAUAUCAAAUGGAAUAUUUUGGAGUUGGCUUUUAUGAUCCAUUCCAGAAUUUGUAAAUAUCUCGUUGUUGCCUGAAAAAUACGUAAUGAUCGGAAGGUUAGCUUUCUGGCGGAGAGAUGGUGCUCAAGCUUCAAGAACCGAAGACUGUCUGUCAUGUCGUUUGGUGAGUGGAAGUGGUUUUCUCGGCAUCGGAACGUUUCUGCUGGCGCAAUCGAAGAAGCGACCACAGCCGCUGGAGAAUUACACCAUGAAAGGCUUGGCGGCAGCCGCUGGAAUUUUGGGCCUGGCGCUGCUGGCAGACGCGAGUUUCCUGAAACCAACCGUGGCAGAACCUAAGGAGGAGCCAAUUAAGACAGUUAAAGCAGCCAAGGAUCACGACUUCUUUGCAAGACGUUAGGGGGCGAAAUGUUCUAUUUUUAAAUUUGGGAAAUACUUGUUAAAUUAAAAAAAAUUUAUAUUAUAUCCGUCCUUUUUUUUUUUUUUUUUUUUUUUUGAAAAAAAAAUAAUGAAAUUUUAUUUGACUAGUGCACUGUUACCUAGAUAUUUGGCAACUAAACCUAAUUGGAAGUUAAUUCUA